Molecule: messenger RNA, 916 nt
Organism: Diorhabda sublineata
Lineage: Eukaryota; Metazoa; Arthropoda; Insecta; Coleoptera; Chrysomelidae
Product: NADH-quinone oxidoreductase subunit B 2-like
Exons: 4
Coding region: 136-771 (211 amino acids)
Biological process (GO): mitochondrial respiratory chain complex I assembly; electron transport coupled proton transport; aerobic respiration
Molecular function (GO): NADH dehydrogenase (ubiquinone) activity; quinone binding; 4 iron, 4 sulfur cluster binding
Source: RefSeq, a predicted model, not a curated record
AAAAGUAGAAGUAAUGUUAAAUGAUGUCACUCACUCAUCAAACAGAAGAGUGGAAGAGAAAUAAAUUACGUAAAUAUCCACAAUAAUUUUAAAUUACUCUAGAUUUAUUGACAAUUAAAUUUUUUGAUUACAAAGAUGUUACGAACUGCACUUGUACCGUUCAAAGAAACCGUUAUAGCCCCAAAUAUAUUGAGAACUUUAACAGGUAGUUUUGGAAAUGUUCAAUUCCAAAAAAGAGACCAAUCAACUCAACCUGUCCCAGCUGACAGACCAUAUUCUCCCUUUAAACCAAACAAAAGCAAUUUAGGAGAAUACGCCUUUGCCCGGCUUGACGAUCUUCUCAAUUGGGGACGAAAAAAUUCUAUAUGGCCCCUUACUUUUGGUCUAGCCUGUUGUGCUGUAGAAAUGAUGCACAUCGCUGCCCCUAGAUACGAUAUGGACAGAUAUGGUGUAGUCUUCAGAGCUUCCCCACGUCAAGCAGAUGUAAUUAUUGUAGCAGGCACUUUAACUAAUAAAAUGGCACCAGCUUUAAGAAAAGUAUAUGAUCAAAUGCCUGAACCAAGAUGGGUUAUUUCAAUGGGAAGUUGUGCUAAUGGUGGUGGAUAUUAUCAUUAUUCUUACUCAGUUGUAAGGGGUUGUGAUAGAAUUAUUCCUGUGGAUAUUUAUGUACCUGGGUGUCCUCCAACAGCCGAGGCCCUCCUUUAUGGAGUUCUGCAAUUACAGAAAAAAGUUAAAAGAAUGAAUACUUUACAGAUGUGGUAUAGAAAAUAAAACAUUUGUUUGAAUUUAGCAAAUUAAGUACAUCCAAUGUUCAAGACCAUUUUGAUUGUAAAUAAUUGUCUUUUUUGAUUAUUGUAAGUCUAAGUGAUUUCUGUUGUAUUUACUUACAGAAGUGUAAUAAAUUAUUUCGAUUCCA